Camelus dromedarius (Arabian camel) is the source of this 2720-nucleotide messenger RNA. It is a transcript of the gene MAPK1, whose product is annotated as mitogen-activated protein kinase 1. Gene Ontology annotation, cellular component: nucleus; cytoplasm. Bases 188 to 1267 code for a protein of 359 amino acids. The transcript is spliced from 9 exons. Gene Ontology annotation, biological process: intracellular signal transduction; protein phosphorylation. The record is from RefSeq and is a predicted model, not a curated record. Gene Ontology annotation, molecular function: ATP binding; MAP kinase activity. Lineage: Eukaryota; Metazoa; Chordata; Mammalia; Artiodactyla; Camelidae.
CAGGCAGGCAGCAGUCGGUCCGAGUGGUCGGCCCUCUGCGGCUCUCCCGAGUGGCGCCCUCCCUGCUCCCUCCGGCCAGCGGCGGCGGCUGCGGCGGCGCGGUCCCCCCGGGAGGCGCGGCGUGGGCCGAGCGGCGGCCGCGGAGCGUCGAGCCCAGCGCGGCGGCGGCGGCGGCCCGGCAGCCAACAUGGCGGCGGCGGCAGCGGGCGCGGGCCCGGAGAUGGUCCGCGGGCAGGUGUUCGACGUGGGGCCGCGCUACACCAACCUCUCAUAUAUCGGCGAGGGCGCCUACGGCAUGGUGUGCUCUGCCUAUGAUAAUGUCAACAAAGUCCGAGUCGCUAUCAAGAAAAUCAGUCCUUUUGAGCACCAGACCUACUGCCAGAGAACCCUGCGGGAGAUCAAAAUCCUGCUGCGCUUCAGACACGAGAACAUCAUCGGGAUCAAUGACAUCAUUCGAGCACCAACCAUCGAGCAGAUGAAGGAUGUAUACAUAGUACAGGACCUCAUGGAGACAGAUCUCUACAAGCUCUUGAAGACACAGCACCUCAGCAACGACCAUAUCUGCUAUUUUCUCUACCAGAUCCUCAGAGGGCUUAAAUAUAUCCAUUCAGCUAAUGUGCUGCACCGUGACCUCAAGCCUUCCAACCUGCUGCUCAACACCACCUGCGAUCUCAAGAUCUGUGACUUUGGUUUGGCCCGUGUUGCGGAUCCGGACCAUGACCACACAGGGUUCCUGACGGAGUACGUAGCCACACGCUGGUACCGGGCUCCGGAAAUUAUGUUAAAUUCCAAGGGCUACACCAAGUCCAUUGACAUUUGGUCUGUAGGCUGCAUCCUGGCAGAGAUGCUGUCCAACAGGCCCAUCUUCCCGGGGAAGCACUAUCUCGACCAGCUGAACCACAUUCUGGGUAUUCUCGGAUCCCCGUCACAGGAAGACCUGAACUGUAUUAUAAAUUUAAAAGCUAGAAACUACUUGCUUUCUCUUCCACACAAAAAUAAGGUGCCGUGGAACAGGCUGUUCCCAAAUGCUGACUCCAAAGCUCUGGAUCUACUGGACAAGAUGCUGACAUUCAACCCCCACAAGAGGAUUGAAGUGGAGCAGGCUCUGGCUCACCCGUACCUGGAGCAGUACUAUGACCCAAGUGACGAGCCCAUCGCUGAAGCACCGUUCAAGUUUGACAUGGAGUUGGAUGAUUUGCCCAAGGAAAAGCUCAAAGAACUCAUUUUUGAGGAGACUGCUAGAUUCCAGCCAGGAUACAGAUCUUAAAUUUGUCAGGACGGGGGCUCCGAGGACCAGAUGUGCUCAGACUUCGGUGUUCUCCUCCCGGCUCCUGACCCCGGUCCUGUCUCCAGCCCGUCUCGGCCUGUCCACCUUGACUCCUUUGAGCCGUCGGAGGGGCAGUUUCUGGUAGUUGUGGCUUUUAUGCUUUCAAAGAAUUCCUUCAGUCCAGAGAACUGUUCCUGGCCCCUGUGCAUCGCCCCGGUGGCCGUGGCAGUCUGUACUCUUGAGUGCACCUGCUGCUUACCGCCGCUUCAGUCACUAACCGCUUUCUGGUUUGAACGAUGCAGUGGUCCUCCCCUCCUGAGUCCUCUGACCCCUCAGGCCCCUCGUCACUGUGCCCCACUUUCCGGGCCCCGAGGCAGUGCCAGCCCCUCUGCACGUCUCCUCCCAGCCUGUCUGGUCUGGCAGGGGCUCGCGGGCACCCGGGGGCACCUUCUCUUGUAUCAUGUUAGCCACUAGCAUAUGGGAGGUAUGUACUAUUUGCCCAGCUUUUAGAGAAUUCGACCCUUUUUCUAAAUCAAGGGGAGAAGUGCUGCACCCCACAUUCCUGCUGCACCACUCGUAGAAGCUGGACACUUGCCAGAAUGUGUCCGUGCAGCACUGGGUGUUUGCAGGACUUAACACAAAAAAAGAUUUAAAGUGGCAGCUUCCCUCGGGAUGCAGUGAGAGGUGUCCUAGGCUGUGGGAGGCUGCAUGCCUGCUGUCUGGGGCAGAACUCUGCACCGGUGUCCUCGCCCCCAAGCCGCCUUCACCGUAACCACACUCAUGCCUGAGUAUUUAGCGGAGAGGAACACUGCGUCUUUAAAUGAGAAAGUGUACAAUUCUUUUUCCUCCUACAGCAUGUCAGCAUCUCAAGUUCAUUUUCAACCUACGAUAUAGCAAUUGUAAUAAAGCCUUUGUGAGCUCAUGACAUGAAGCCCUGUUCUGUAGUCCAGUGCUCCCCGAGGUUCAUGGCACUGCCGGGCCAGGGCGUCAGGAGGAGCUAGCACUCAGGCGUGUUUGGAGCUCUAGCCGUGUUUUCCCAAUCUAAGUAUCUGUCCCUGCCGCGCAUACGGUGCCGUUGGCUCGGUGUCUGUCCCUUGCGGUGCCUCCUUGCCUCCCCCACUGCUCUCUGUGGUGAGAAACCUGCCUUGUUCAGUAAUUACUGUGCCCUCGCAUGACUGUUACAGCUUCUGUGCGGAGAUGACUGUCCAAGUGCCACAUGCCUAUGAUUGAAACGAAACUCUGUUGUUACCUCUGAGUUGUGUUCCACGGAAAAUGCUAUCCAGCAGCUCACUUAGGAAAAAUAAUUCUAUUUUUAGCUUUUCAGUUCUCAGCUGUCCUUUUCUCUUGUUUGAUUUUGACAGCGAUGGAGAAUGGGUUAUAUAAAGACUGCCUGCUAAUAUGAACAGAAAUGCACUUGUAAUUCAUGAAAAUAAAUGUACAUCUUCUAUCUUCA